CGUCCACAGCGCUUCGCACUGCACCCGCGACCCGCACUCGCAACCAACGCGUUCAUCCAUCGAAGAUAUCGUGUCGAGCAUAUCCAAUAUCGACAUCGAGAUAUGAGUCGUGCCAACAAACUUGGCCCGGAGGUAAAUCGAGCUUUGUUCGUAAAGAAUCUAAGCUAUAACGUUACUCCAGAGGAAUUGUUCGACCUCUUUGGGAAGUACGGCCCAAUUCGCCAGGUGCGACAGGGCAUCGCGAAUAACACCAAGGGCACCGCCUUCGUCGUCUAUGAGGACGUGAUGGACGCGAAGCAAGCAUGUGACAAGUUGAAUGGUUACAACUUCCAGAACCGUUACCUUGUUGUACUCUACCACCAGCCUGACAAGAUGAUGAACCGCACAAAACAAGAUUUGGACGCCCGCAAGGAGGAUUUAGAACACGGGCCUGCGGACAGCCUUCAGAGUCGACGCAACUUGUCUGGAGGCCCGUCUUCUUCACAAUCUUCCUCCGCUACAACGAAGCAUGCGGCGUCGGCGCCCAGAGCGCCGAAGUCGAGCCUCAAGAAGGGCAGGCCGGAUAUCGCCAUGCACGUGCGAAGAAUGCCUCACUUCGUGCGCAAGCUGCUUCCCACGGUGCCGGAGUGCGCCUAA
Molecule: messenger RNA, 636 nt
Organism: Chaetomium strumarium
Lineage: Eukaryota; Fungi; Ascomycota; Sordariomycetes; Sordariales; Chaetomiaceae
Exons: 6
Coding region: 103-636 (177 amino acids)
Cellular component (GO): nucleus; cytoplasm
Molecular function (GO): mRNA binding
Source: RefSeq, a predicted model, not a curated record